Molecule: messenger RNA, 3643 nt
Organism: Betta splendens (Siamese fighting fish)
Lineage: Eukaryota; Metazoa; Chordata; Actinopteri; Anabantiformes; Osphronemidae
Gene: fndc5b
Product: fibronectin type III domain containing 5b
Exons: 6
Coding region: 88-726 (212 amino acids)
Molecular function (GO): protein binding
Source: RefSeq, a predicted model, not a curated record
CGGGAUGCCCGCUCCCUCCCUCCCGCUGAAUGGGACGCUCUGAAUGGGCCGCGCAGGAUGUGAAGCUCCGCUAGAAGAAGCAGCAGGAUGGAUAAAGCGGGCUGGCGCGCGGCGGCGGCGGCGGCGGCGGUGCUGCUGCUCCUGCUCGGCUUCCUCUCGGUGUCGUCCGUCAGCGCCGACACGCUGCUGUCGGCGCCGCUCAAUGUGACCAUCAAGGAGCUGGAGGUCAACUCGGCCGUGGUCACGUGGGAGAUCUUGGAGGGAGAUCCCGUCAUCGGCUUCGCCAUCACCCAACAGAAGAAGGACGUCCGCAUGCUGAGGUUCAUCCAGGAGGUGAACACCACCACGCGCUCCUGCGCCCUGUGGGACCUGGACGAGGACACCGAGUACAUCGUCCACGUGCAGAGCAUCAGCAUGGGCGGCAGCAGCCCCCCCAGUCAGCCCGUGUUCUUCAGGACCCCCAAGGAGUCCGAGAAGAUGGCGUCCAAGAGCCCAGAUAAGGUGAUGAUGGAAGAGUUCGGUCACGCUGCCCAGCUGAGGGCGGGGGAGCUCAUCAUCAUUGUGGUGGUUCUCAUCAUGUGGGCAGGGGUGAUCGCUCUGUUCUGUCGUCAGUACGACAUCAUCAAAGACAACGAACCCAACAACAACAAGGACAAAGCCAAGAACUCGUCAGAGUGCAGUACCCCUGAGCACCCGCAGGGGGGGCUACUGCGCAGCAACGUGUAAGACCAGCCCUGCUUUGCCUUCUGCAAUAACCGACUACUGGAAUCUCAGGACGGGCCCUGAGACCAACAGAAAGCCAUUCUCAGACGUCAUGGUACUGAAGAACAGAUUACCCAUUACAGAAACUCUGCUUCACACAACGCAGAGCCCUUCGAAUGCAAACCGAUGCCAACGUGAACUCGCAGGAUCGAAGGCUGGAAACAAACAGGAAACAGAGACGGGACGUGACUCCGUUUUCCUUCCUCGUGACCAAAAUGGGACGACACUUCUAACGUUGUGUAGCGGGAGCAAACAUGGAACGACUGUACUGUACGUCCUUAUUCCUGACCAUGAAGGAUUUAUUCCAGCGUUCGGAUUACUCCCCAGUUCUGCACCAGUAGCAUCAAAACCCAGGAGCCAAUCGCUGGACUUCAGCCUUGUUAUCACACAAGGCAGACAGAGGUCGCCUCGGGUGAACCGUGGGGUCCUCGUGGUCCAGGAUCCAGUGAACGCACCACAACACCACAUUCAAACCACGGACUUUGUCUUUUUCUACCUGUCCAUGUGUCACCACCUCCUUUUCUGUGAGUUUGUCUCUAAUAAGCACAUUCCAGGUUGGUGCUCCCCUGUUACUGUGUCCGUUGAGCCCUCACAAUCCUCAUCUCGGUUCCUUUUGUUAGAGGCUACACGUGGAAGGAUUGUGCUCAGUCACACAUCUGACUUUUCGUUCUCCUCCUAAACUGACACACUAUAUUUAUAAUCGAUGUUAUCAUCAUCUAUGUUUGCUACCGAGCCGUUGGCUCCAGUGUGGAGCGCCCUCAGAGCCUGAUUGCGUUCACGUUGAGGCUCAUUGUUCUUGACUGCAUAUUCACCGCCAUAUGCUGAUUCUGCAGUUUUGCAGCAGGACGCGUGGACGACGGGCAAAAGUUUGGCUGCGUUUCCACUAAAUCUGGCUGAGGACGGCGUAUUUCUGUAGAGGCACCUCACCUGCAUCAGUUAAAACAGCAUCUCUCAUCUCUAGCGUCUGGGUUUAAACACAGCUCUGUGUGAAAGCAGCCAUUACUGCUUCUGCCUGAACGACCCCAGAACACCCCCCCCCCCCCCCCCCCGUCUAUUUCUCACCCACUCCUCCCUCUUUCCUCCUCUCUCUCCAGCCGCCCUCAUCCCCUCUCGUUCGCCCAUUCAUGGCUUUUUCCCCCUCCUCCUAUCUCCCACCAUCCUCAUACAUCACUCCGCUCUUCCUCCUCCUCCUCUCCCUUGUUUCUCAUUACAGCCACUCUCAGCCUCCCGGUAGCCACCUUCCUCCGCUCCGCAUCGCGUCCCGCUCUCAUUCGGUCUCGGCCCGCCGCCCAUCCUUCGCUCAUCUAUCACUCCGUGUCCUAUACGGGCCGGGAGAGACUCUAUACAUGGUAAACAAGUGUGGUGGGAGGAAAAAGACCAGAGAGAGGAGGCGAUGAGAGGAGAACUGAGGAGUAAGUGAGAAGCAAUACUAAUGUAUGUGUAAGUACAGUGAUCGGUGUUUAACAAAGUAACCGAGCAAUAAACCCCUAAAACUAAAAUGUGAUAUACAGUAACACUGUCUAUCACUGUAGUUGUGGCUCAGUCUGGACAGAUGGAGCAGGUGAGAGUGCAGACUCAGCAAAUCUGCAGGAUGUUUAAGCCGCGCGUCUCUCCCGCUUCCUGUUUCUGCGACGUGGCCAUAAAAAACAGAAGAGACCCAUAUUGUUUCUGAGCAGAUGCUGGCACAAACCCAUUCCCCUCAUUAGAGGCUGGAGGCCGGGCCCAUCGUUCAGCUUCGUCUAACAAACAGCUUCCAUUUCUUCUGGGCUCAGGAGCUUUGGGCUCCGUAACAUAUCGCCAGUGUGUAGACCGAAGACGUGACCUUUUCACUCCUCGUCACGCGAUCUGCUGUCAGACGUGGGGCCGUAUCCUCAAAUUGGACCCAAUGCUCAUUAGUUAUGGCACAGGGAAAUUUUAAACACAGCUCAAUCGAUGGCGUGAACCGUUGCAAACAUCAAACUGUGAAGGAUUUCGUGUGUGAAAAACCUGCUCCUUUAAAGUUUUAACCUCCGCGUGUUCUUGGCAGCGUCAUCGCUUCAGAAAUCAGAGUCACUUUGUUCUCUUGUUACGCACUGAUCAAAAGGGAAAAAUCACUUUACUGGCGAUAAAGACGGGGCGUUAUUCCGAUAUAGCGGCGACUUAGGGACAAAUGUGAUGCUGAUCAAAGCGCGGCCUCGCUCACCGAUGCGCAGGUCCGUCCUCCGGUUGGCUGCGGUCCAGUGUGACCCACCUGGGAGCUGAGCAGAAGGCGGGUCCGGCCCAGACUGCUCCGUCUGUGGCGAUCGGCGGCUGCAGGAGGCGACUCGACAGCUGCUCAAGGUGAACGUCCCGAUGAUGAGGGUGCGGAAGUGAAGGCGGAGGCGGUCGGAGAGACCUGGAGGCAGACGGGGGAUUGAACCGGGAGGGGUUCAGCCCACUGGUGCCACAAGGGUUCGGUUCACGGUGCCGUCCAAACGUCCAAAUACGACCUCUGCUCCGAUAACGUUCUCACUCAUUCUGAUUGUAGUUGGUUCCACAGCCCCAGCCUUAAACUCCUGCUUAUCUAAACCCCCUUCAGACGUCCCACCUCUCACUGUCAGACGAGUACUGGGAGUCUUAACUAUUCCCCCCCGAGGUCAGCAAAGAACGGGGGCAUUUACUUAUGGCGUACUGUACGUUUGUACUGUAUGUCGAAGCAAAUAACCGAGAAGCAUGGAUCUAAUACUGAAUACUGGAGUCGGUGUUGUGUUUCCAGUCAUGUCUGUGUUGUUCAUGAGGGUUGCAUGACUCUGCUGUUGUUCACAUCCAUGGUAUGUAUAGAUAUACAUAUAUAUACUAUUUCUAUAACAGUAUAAAUGUCUUAUCUAUUAACACAGAAAAGGAAUAAAAUAUUUUCAGUGCA